This is a messenger RNA of Scutellospora calospora, 175 nucleotides long. The record is from the annotation of a GenBank genome assembly. NCBI's taxonomy places the organism in Eukaryota, Fungi, Glomeromycota, Glomeromycetes, Diversisporales, Gigasporaceae.
UUGAUUGCUGGUCAAGCUCAGGACCUUAAACGACAGGAAUUCCUUGAAGGUGGUGACAACUCAGGAUAUACCACCAUAUUUAAAAUAUCCCGAGAGACGCAGGAAUUCCUUGAAGGUGGUGACAACUCAGGAUAUACCACCAUAUUCAAAAUAUCUCGAGUCUCUAGCUCUAAGA